Molecule: messenger RNA, 2124 nt
Organism: Heteronotia binoei (common prickly gecko)
Lineage: Eukaryota; Metazoa; Chordata; Lepidosauria; Squamata; Gekkonidae
Gene: LAS1L
Product: LAS1 like ribosome biogenesis factor
Exons: 13
Biological process (GO): maturation of 5.8S rRNA; maturation of LSU-rRNA
Cellular component (GO): Las1 complex; preribosome, large subunit precursor
Molecular function (GO): endonuclease activity
Source: RefSeq, a predicted model, not a curated record
UGGUAGAGCUGGAUUCCGGAAGGUGGCGGAAGGGUCUGGCAGGAGCAUGGCCAGCAGCCCAAGUGGCGCUGCCCAGAAGCGAGGGCCGGUGGCUGCAGCUGCUCCAUGCAAGAUGCCCCGGAGUGUGGUGGCCUGGCAGAGCAAGGCUGAAUGGGACCAAGUGAUGGUGGGGCUGUAUUGUGGGGACUGCCAGAUGCAGAGGGAUGCGCUGGACCGCGUGUCUGCGUGGAAGAGCAGGUAUGGACACAGAAUGCCUUUAGCGGUGGAAUGCACUGCGGAUCUAAUCCGUUGUAAAAUCCUGGAGGCCUCCGGUAGUCUGAAAUCCCACGAACUGGUCCUCAUGUACGGCCUGGCUCUUGUGAGGUUUGUGAAUCUCAUCACAGAACGGAAGCAGAAAGUGUUUGCCGUACCUCUGAGACAGCUGGCUAAGGAGUUCAACAUCCCGAUUUGGAUUGUGGACCUUCGUCACGAUUUGACCCAUGGAAUCCUUCCCCAACUGAGCGCUUGUCAAAAAGGGUGCGAUGUUGUCCUGGAAUGGCUCCGACAUACCUACUGGAGUCGUCAGUUGGGCAAUGACGUUGCUGGAGAAUGCGAAGAGGAGGAUGAAGAGGAGUCGCCCGCAAUCGAUGCCGAGGCAGACAGCAGCCCGGAGGAGCCUGAUAAACUGGAAUUACAUGACCAUCAGAAGCACCAAGAGCUUCAGGAGAAAGUCACUGAAGUUUUGUUUUCCUAUAAAAAUCAACAAUUCGGGGUUCUUCAGAAGCUGCAGAGCGUCGACAAGGCCUGGGCAGAGUGGCGCAGCUCUUCCUCGGAGAUUCAGUGGAUCGUGGCCCAGAUGAAAGACUUACUGCAAGAGAACAGGGAGGUGGUGGCCAGAGUGAUGCUCGGGAAUGGCUUUCUCAUCCCAACAGCGGAAGACCUGCGGACCUUGAACCUCGACCUCCAAGAAACCAAAGAGUGGGACUUUAGAAUCCCCCCAACCUUCUUUCGCUUUUGGCAACCCCUGCUGAAGGGCCUCCACUCCAGGAAUUUCAUACAGACCCUCCUCGAGAAAAUGUUUGGUGAGCUGAAGCAACAUGCGCGGGAGUUGGGGCUCCGGACCCGGUAUCUUGUCAACUGGAUCACAGAAAUUCUGAAGACCAACAAGGAAGCCAGUAAGUAGAAGUCCAAGAGCUCUUCCAGAAGCUCCAAAAAUGGGAACGAAAGCUCUCCGGUGCUUUUUAGACAUCAUGUUUCACUGCAGUGGUUGAAGCUCCUUGAGGAUUGCUUGGAAGCGCCUUGCUGGGCAAGUCCCCACCUCCUGCAUCUGAUUCUGCUGAGCAUGGUGCCCCCUUUGCCUUCAGACAAGCAGGAGAAGCUUCUCUACCUCACCUCCAUCUACACCCAAGAAGACGACUCGCUUCCCAGCCCGGGCUCAGCCGCAGACCUCCGCAGGCAGCCCAUCUACACAGUGGAGAGCCUGCAGUGGAAAGCCAAACAGAGCGGGCUGGGCAAGAGGACCAGAAGGGCAGAGGGUCUCUUCGAAGAGGAGGGCCUGGAAGAAGAGGAAGAAGAGAUGGAAGCCCAGCCGGUGCCUCUGCCAGAAUCGUUCCAUGCGGAGAACGCCGUGGCUUUAGCGGAGAAGAGGGCAGCGCUCCAGGGGUCGGCCUGGCAAGUCAGCUCAGAGGGGACCAAGUGGCAGCAGUACCCUCUGGGGAAGCUGCCCGGUCAGACAGAUGAUCCUGAUGCCCUGCGGGUGGAAGAGUAUUCCAUGAUGUCGACUCUGGAGCAGCCGGUGAAUGGAGACCAGAGAGCCCCGCCUUGUGUUGCCUCCUCAGAAUGGAACGGGUCAGGUGCUGAGGGAUUAUUGUGGACCCAGAGCGAGCUCCAAAAACUAAGAAGCGGCCUUCAGCUUUUCUGAGUGGAAUUUUGGCGGCUGGACACACGGAGGCAUCCAGAGAGAAGAGAAGGCCCAGACUCAACACUGACUUCCUGUCCAGAACAGCAGGGUGUGAUUUUUGCCCUGAAAUUAUGGUGAGGGACAAUGUGUAAACUCAUUGUUUUACAUUAGCGGUUAAUAAUAGAACAAGCGCCUAUUGAUACUUAUUUUGCAUUUUAAUAAAAAAUACUGGAAACCUAUAAAAA